AAUGCAGCCAGAUUUGGGCCAUCAGCCAGACCAAGCCUCUCGGCCCCACUCGGACCCAACCGGUCUGCGCGCACAGCUCCAUGAGGAACAGGGCUACUGACCUAUUGCUUGGCACAGGGACCAUACCAUAGUAAACCUUGAUGGUAAUGGAGCCAGAUUUGGGCCAGUGCGUUGGUAGCAUCCUCAGGCACACCAAGCCUCUGGGCCCCACUUGGACCCAACCCGUCUCGCGCUUCUUGACGGCCUCGGGCCGAGCGACCUCGUCGGCUACUCGGACGGCAGCCUCAUCGAUGGGCGAGCUGGCGCCGGGUGGGCGCUGCGAGCCGUGUUCCGCAGCGAGGAGAUGACGGUCAUCGUCUCUUGGGUGCCGGGCCACGCCGAGGUCGAGGGCAACGAGCGGGCUGACGCCCAGGCCAAGGUCGGGGCCGAGGUGGUCGAGGGCGAGGGCGGUGUGGGCGAGGGGCGGCAGCAGGGCCGCAAGUUGCGGCGGCACAGCAUGGUGAUGCCGCGCGGGGGCUCAGUCGAGCCGUCAGACGACGAGCACGACGAGUGGUACGGGGGAGAGAGGGAGACGAGCCUCCAGGCCAAGUCGAACCAGCCCCCUCGGCCUCACCUCCCCGCCCUUGUCAACCCUCCUGACGGCCUCGAGGACCUCCGCAGCGAGCCCAAGAGCAUCGCGGCGGUCCAGCAGGCCUUCCACCAGGCGCAGCAGGCGGCGUGGGCGGCGAGUUGGGCGACGGCGCCCGCCGGCGCGGGACUUCGCAGUGUCACCGGCAAGGUCGCGCCUGGCGCCUCCUUCGCCCGGUACCACGCCACGCUCUCGCGCCGGCAGAGCACGCUGCUCGCCAGGCUGCGGCUCGACUUUGCCGGCCUCGCGGCGCACCUCCACCGCAUCCAGCGCCACCCGACCGGCCUGUGCGAGUGCGGCGAGGAGGAGACUCGGGCCCACUUCCUCCUUGCCUGCCCCCUCUACGCCGCGCCUUGUGCUGCGCUCGUGCGUGCGACCGGCAAGGACGCCAUGCUACCCCUCGCCACCCUCCUCCUCCUCCUCCUUGCCAAACCUCAUCCGCCAACCUCGCGACAACUCCGUCAUUUCUCGGUCUUUUUCUUCCAUUCUUCUUUCUUUUGA
Rhodotorula graminis WP1 is the source of this 1129-nucleotide messenger RNA. RefSeq lists its product as uncharacterized. The record is from RefSeq and is a predicted model, not a curated record. NCBI's taxonomy places the organism in Eukaryota, Fungi, Basidiomycota, Microbotryomycetes, Sporidiobolales, Sporidiobolaceae. Gene Ontology annotation, molecular function: RNA-DNA hybrid ribonuclease activity; nucleic acid binding. Bases 344 to 1129 code for a protein of 261 amino acids. The transcript has 4 exons.